CACAAGGGACAUCCGAUGAGAAUGUUAAUCUGCAUUUGGGCUCUACCCCAUAAAAAUUGGAAACAAUUGGCAUCGUAAGGGCCGCAUAGAGUAGUUACUCAAGAACCUUUCCGUUUACUGAACUUGCUAUUGGCCAUCUAACUGCACUUGAAGGCGUGUUGCUUAGCGUCGGUCGCUAUCGUUUCCAGGCUUCGGCCGUAAACUGGGUUUACACCGCGACCCCUUAUAGCGUUUCUAUACUGGCUACCACGUUGCUGCCAUGGCUAAGGCUGCAACUAUAAAUGUGAACGAUAUUUUUGCACCACCGCAUCCACAGGGUGCUUCAUCGGCGAACUCUUACGGGGAACCGUUACCAACCCUUGCAAAUUCGGCUGGCCCCGGCCCUAGCAGCCUUGGCGCCGCAGCAAAUCGACUCUCUGGUCAGGUCUUGGCUGUGUCUUCAGAAAAAGAAAAGGCAGCUAACAGAAAUGCAAUAAGCGGGAGGCGCUCUGGAGGUCCCUCGUCCGCUGCAUUACAGCCAAACCUGCUUCAAUUUAACGACGGUCGCCCACACGGCCAGCCAAGCGCUCGACUUCCACCGUUGCCACAGGGCUACGGCCCCGGCUCCUUCUCCUCCACAUCCCAGCAACCACCGGGCGCGGGCACCGCCACCAGCAGCAGCCCCCAACCGCCGGAGCCCCUGCAGCCCCUGAUCCAGCACCCAGCCAUGCUGCCCGGGCCCACCCCCGCCUCGCACCCCUACCACCCAAAGCGCAAGCCGCCCAGCGCCUUCAUGCGGAACAACCACCUGCGUCACUUUGACGUGCACCUGCACCAUCCCCACCACCAAAGCGCCGGUCCCAGUCGCUCCUACGGCUCCUUCGACCCCACCUACGCGACCCAGUUCGCAUCCGAUCAGCAGCAGCAGUACGCAGAGGCGGUGGUGGCGGCGGCGGCGGAGGCCAUGGCGCAAAGCGACUGGGGCGACGGCGGAGGUGGCGGCGGCGGCGGCGGGGCCGCGGGGACCUUCCCUGGCGGUCCGCCCUGGGGCGUCAGCAGCGUCAGCGACCUGGAGGCGCUGGACUCCAUCCUGGAUCAGCUGGUGGUUGUGGACGCACGCAUGCGGAAAGCGCUGCUGAAGGGGCCGCUAAUUUCAUUUGAAACCGUGGUUCCGGAGCAUAUCCUGAACGGCGGCAUGAUGCAGCCCAUGCAGCAUCAGCGGGGCGGCGGCGGCGGAGCAGCGGGAGCAGCACCAGCAGCCGGGGCGGAGGAGGACAAGGACCGCAUCUUCAUCACCGCCGUGAAGGGCAUUGCAGAGGAAGGGGAAGAAGAGGAGCAGCCACAGGCAGCAGCAACAGCAACAGCAACAUCAUCCCCCCGGCCGCCAGCAGACGCCGUGUCAGCAACAGCAACAGCCUCCAUCCAGCCCACGCCGCGGCCGGUCUCCGACAUGCUCCCCGCAGCACACCAGGACGUGGCCAUCGCGGAAGCAGCCGCAGCGGGGGCCGCCGCCUCCUCACUAGGCGCUGCCGGCGGCGAGGGCGGCGACCCCCUGGAGACCGCCAUGUUCCGACCCGCCAUCCCCAACACCACCCUGCAUCCCACCUUCACACGAGCCUACCUCGCCUCCAAGCUAGCUGCCAAAGCGCAGCUGCUGCCGCCGCCGCCGCCCGCCACCGCGGAGCACCUGCUUCGCUCGCGACCGCCCGCCUUCAUCGCCGCGCCCUCGUACGACCAGCUCUGUUCACAGAUCCGCGACGUGCAGCGGCAGUACACCUGUGGUACCUCACGGCCCAGCAACAGCGGCGCCGGGACAGCGGCGGCAGCGGCGGUGGCGGCGGGUCCGAAUGUAGGCGCGAUCGUGGCCUCCGCGCCGCCCACCGCCAGUGCUCUGAUGGCGAAUCUGCUGUCGGGUGGCACCAACAGCCAGUACAUCAGCGGGCUGGAUGGGCCGACGCUGGAGGAGGUGGUGGCGCACCAGGACCUGCCCAUCUGCCUGGAGCGGGUGCGGCCAACGUUCGUGGCGCUCAAGACCAAGGCGGGACGCGCGCCCUCCCCCAAGCGGAGAGGGAGUCCUGGCGGUACCCGGACCCUUGGAGGCGGAGGAGACGGGGCGGACGAGGCUGGCAGCCGCGGGCUGUCCGGGCGAAGGCUGUAGGCAGGCAGGGCUAAGGGGCGUGACAAGUUGGCGUUGGAGCGUGUGUAAAGGAGGGCUGCGUUUUGGGGCAAGUUUGGUGGACGCAACGAAUGCCAGUACUGAAAGAUGUGCUGCUGCUGCUGCUGCGAGAGGUACCAGAUUGCCUCGUCUGCCUCGUCCAAGAGCUUUUUUUCCUUGGCGGAGGUUUCCACGGUUUAAAAAUGUUACCGACCCAACAGCUGUAAUACUUCUUUAUGUGACUCGUUAAACGCUAUUAGGAUACAUACCGUGGUAAAGUUCUGACAGUUUCAAUCGUGUCAAAACAUGGCAAUAACUAAGCCAACGCAGCCUGGUCGUCCGCGCUCUAAGGCCUGCUGGCCCCGAAACACAGCCCUAGCUUUCCUGGCCUUGGUUGGCGUCGUCUUGUUGGGAACGGCGAUCGUGCAAGAUACGAGAACCGGGCGACUGCUGUCAUCUGCCGGUGGCGGUACAGCUGGCGGAUCCCUGAAAUCAGACCACAUGGACCUUCACCGCCGCUCCAUGCAGGACCUGUUUAGCGCCGCCCAGGACGACCCAAACACUGCUGCUGCCAUGAACGAUGACACUCCGCUGCUGCCGUGGGCUGAGGCGGACCUCCAGCCCGUCCCGGAUUAUACACUGCGACAAUCGGCUGCCCAAGACCCCACCCCCGGCAUCUACGGCGCCUAUGACACGCGGCAAGGGCUGCCAGGGUAUGGCUCCUACACCACACGGCAGGGGCUGCCAGGGUACGGCGCUUACUAAGCAGCGCCGUGUCCUGUCGUGAUGCUAUGAAGUCGCCACUUAACAACGUGUGUCUAGAGCGGCAGAAUGGAGGACAAUUGCAUGAGGAGCUUUGACCCAAAGCUGGAUGUGGAUUGAGUACCAGUAUUAAGGUUCCUUGUAGUGACCCUGUAUAACAGCUGGCAUGCCGAGUGGGGGGUGCAUGGUUGGCUAGUGCCGGCGCUGGGGGGUGAUGUCCCCGGGGCAAAUGGUGACGAACAGCAGGCUACAUACAUUCAGCAGCAUUCUGCAUUUUUAUUCAUGAUCCGCACUGGCCCGCAUUAUCCGUACAUACAUAUCUUUGCCGACACUUUAUUUAGUGUGACAGUAUGAUUACCACCAUAGGCAUGUCCAGAUGAGAGGUUGCAAUGCCCCGUCGUACUAUGUACAAAGUAAUGUUGCCUA
Molecule: messenger RNA, 3322 nt
Organism: Astrephomene gubernaculifera
Lineage: Eukaryota; Viridiplantae; Chlorophyta; Chlorophyceae; Chlamydomonadales; Astrephomenaceae
Source: the annotation of a GenBank genome assembly